Molecule: messenger RNA, 1785 nt
Organism: Mugil cephalus (flathead mullet)
Lineage: Eukaryota; Metazoa; Chordata; Actinopteri; Mugiliformes; Mugilidae
Product: lebercilin-like protein
Exons: 9
Coding region: 109-1605 (498 amino acids)
Biological process (GO): intraciliary transport
Cellular component (GO): axoneme
Source: RefSeq, a predicted model, not a curated record
GUCCCUGGCAACCGAGGGUAAAAUAAUUAGGCGUUAUUUACUAUAGUCUAAGACAGACUGUGGAUGGUCUGUUAAUAGAGCAAGCAAUUUAGAGUGGAUAAAGGAGGGAUGGGUGUGGAGGAGCAGAGCCUGAUGCAGCCGGACAUGGUAGGUCCCAAGAAGGAGGGCGAUAGUGAUGCUGUGGGCUGCAGCAGUGACACCUCGGUUUGGUCCACUCCCCCAAGACUGUGGUCUGAAAGUCCACAACACUUAUGGGACUGUGAAGACAAAGCUGACUCAGUCACAGGCAGGACUCCAUCAGUCAAGAAGCUUCGUGGAGGAGACAAAGGUGUGAAAGCUCAAGGGCCCCACAAGCAGAAGACUAAACACACUGUAAACUGUCACAUCAUGAAGCUGCCCCCAAUCAAGCAGGCCCUGCAGGGGUCAAAGCCAAGGGCCUCUUCUGCAGGGCGGAACAGGAACAAGGAGCUGAAGAGCCAGGUGCGUGAUUUGCAGCAGCAGCUGAACGAGGCCAGGACUGAGAACAAACUGCUGAAGAGGCUCCAGUAUCGCCACACGAUGGCACUGCAGCACUUCCAAGACUCGGAGGGCAGCAUCUCACAGAUUUUAACCAAGCACAACAAUGAGACCCGCGUUCUUCAGAGAUUGCUCCGUGAGACUUGCAGCUGUCGUGACAUCCUAGCAAGGCAGCUACGGGCCACAGAAAACAAGCUGCUAAACACCAAGGCCACACUCCAGCGCCUGCAGAUGCUCAGCCAGGACCGCAGCCUGCUGGAAAGAGAGGAGCUCACCCUGAGGCUGGCCGAGGCCACUGCCCAGCUGGAGGAGAAGGACAGAAGGAUACUGGACAUGGAGAAGAAUUUUGAGUUGUGCCAAGCCUCCUUCAAUCGCCAAGUAGUCACUGAACAAAGAAAGAGCAACGAGGCGAAGAAGAUAUCCUUCUAUCUACAAGAGGAAAUAAAUCAGCUAACCAAGGAAAUCCAGGACAGAGAGAGGGACCUGGAGAAACAUAACAUUUACUCUCACAGAUUCCUAAAAAGAUCAAACAAAAAAGCUAGGGAACACAAGCAGGUUCAGACAGAGGGAAUAGUUCUUCCCCCCACUGUCACUGCAAGUGUUCUGGAGAUGCAGGAGAAGCAGGAGGAACAGCAGGAGAGUCCUGUGAAUAUGUGUUGUUACAGUCCAGUGCACGAGUCUACGGUUAUAGAAAACCCAGAGAGAAAGGAUUUUACAAAUGUCACGCUUGAAGAGAAUUGUCAAGAGGAUGUUGAGAUAUGUGCAGAGAGCAGUGACUGUGCUAAAGAAGAAUCAUCAGAGGCUGCACAGGUGUUAGAAGAAAAACAGGAGACACAACAUGAAACUGAGAUACCCUCCAUUUUGGAAAAGUGUCUGAAUGUGGUAGAACACCACAAGCUCUCAAAAAUCCGACGCAACUACACCUUCAAACAAGCUACUGAGAACCUGCACAACGGAAGACCCGCCUACAGCAGCGGGGACAUGAGCCCACAUCAAAGCACCAGGAGCGUGAUGAAGACAGAGGUCCUCAGCAGUGAGACACAUGACCCUCAGCUAAUAGGUGGAAAAUCCAGGAAGAGAAAAGACUGACAUCAGACUAAAUGAAAAACAGAGGAUCUUUAGUUUAAUUGAGGUCACUGAAGGGGUUAGUUGUUCCUUCCUGCGUCCUCUUUUCUCACAUUUUCUUUUAUUAAAAAUGAAUUUCAACAUGUAAAUCCCACUGUUUUGAAAUAAUAUACAAAACAAACAUCGGUUAAUUUAGGACACAAC